CUUCUUCCGUCGCCGAGCACGUGCCCGACUCCUCUUCUCUUCUCCUCUUCGUUUUCCCGAUCUCCUCUUCUUCCCCUUCCUCUCCGAUCGACGCUUCUGCUUCCCCAUCUCUUCCUGUCUUCCGGCCGAGCAGCGCCGAGCUUUCAUCUUCCCCAAUCUUCGCUCGAAAACCCAAACGCCGAAGCCACUUCCUCUUCCCUCUCGCGUCGCUGCCUCCCUCACCCUCUCGCGACAUCGCCGGCCAUCUUCUUCUUCUUCCCCCAACCCGAAGUCUCCUCCUAUUGCCGUUCUUGCUGUGCCCUAGCCGCAGUCGCCGUGCCCUAGUUUUCCCGUUUCAUCUGCCGACCACCGAUCCAGAUGUCACAGAUGCUGGUGAUACCCCUCUCGCUCUGACCUAAGCCAGACCAGGCCGCAACCCGAUCUACCACAUAUCUGAUUAGUCGAAUGCUGCUGUUGAGGUGUGUGUUUUUGCUGUCAACAACAGCCUUGAUCUCCUGACCUCUCAUCCCCAGCCAGCGAUAGCAUCGUCGGCCAAUUCUUCUGUUCAGACAUCAUGCCCCUCAUUUGUUCCGGCCAGCAACUUGGGGUUAUUUGAGGGUGCUGACUUAGGGCUAUCUGGUUUGCUGAACAGUAGCUUUACCUAUCUGCGGCGACCGUCUUACGGCUGUGGACUCCUCCGAUUGAGAGCCCUAUUAGCUACCACGGAUUUGAAGGAUUGUCUUGGUUCAUUGAUCUAGAAGUUGAAGCCCAUGGCAAAACGUGGAACUCCUGGUUGUUGCAGCGCCUUUCCUAGAAGGUCAACAGAGACUAUGAGGCUUAUUGUUUCAGCCAUCAUUGGAGUUUCUGUAGGAUACUUAGUAGGCAUUUCGUUUCCCACAGUUAACAUAACCAAGCUUACCUUCCCUUCCAAUAUUAUAUCCUACAUUGAAGACAGAAAUUCAGGCCUGGCAACUCAAGCUCUAUUAAACCAUGCUUGGAAUUCAGCUAACAAUCAAAAUAGAAAGAAUUCUACAUCAAACACAACCAAUACCUUGAAGAUUUAUGUUCCUUCAAAUCCGAGAGGUGCAGAAAGAUUACCACCUAAGAUUUUGAUGCCGGAAUCAGAUUUGUAUUUGCGCAGAUUGUGGGGCAAUCCAGAAGAGGAUCUUAUCAUGCAGCCGAAAUAUCUCGUGACAUUCACAGUUGGGUAUGAUCAGAAGAAGAAUAUUGAUGCUGCAGUUAAGAAAUUUUCUGAAAAUUUCCAAAUAAUACUAUUCCAUUAUGAUGGCCGGACAACUGAAUGGGAUGAAUUUGAGUGGUCAAAGCGGGCUAUUCAUGUGAGUACAAGGAAGCAAACUAAAUGGUGGUAUGCCAAGCGGUUUUUGCAUCCUGACAUUGUGGCACCAUAUGAGUACAUAUUCAUAUGGGAUGAAGACCUAGGGGUGGAGCAUUUUAAUGCUGAAGAGUAUAUUAAAUUAGUAAAGAAGCAUGGACUGGAGAUAUCACAACCUGGUUUAGAACCAAAUAAUGGGUUAACAUGGCAAAUGACAAAAAGGAGAGGAGACCAAGAAGUUCACAAAGAUACAGAGGAAAGACCUGGUUGGUGUGCCGACCCCCAUUUACCCCCAUGCGCAGCUUUUGUCGAGAUUAUGGCAACUGUAUUCUCUAGGGAUGCAUGGCGUUGUGUAUGGCACCUGAUUCAGAAUGACUUGGUCCAUGGAUGGGGUCUUGAUUUUGCCCUCAGAAAAUGUGUAGAUCCUGCCCAUGAGAAAAUCGGCGUUGUAGAUGCACAAUGGAUUGCUCAUCAGGUGGUUCCUUCACUAGGGAACCAGGGCGAAGCUGAGAACGGCAAAGCACCAUGGGUAGGGGUCAGAGAAAGGUGUAGAAAAGAGUGGCAAAUAUUUCAAACACGUUUAUCAGAAGCUGAGAAGAGAUACUAUCUUUCGAAAGGGAUCACUCCCCCUAACUCAACCAUUGUUUAGAGAUUCGCUGAUACAAUUACUUUUGCAAUGAUAGGUGAGUUCAGAUCAUCAUAAAAUAUUGGAGUACAUAGAGGUAAUCGGCAUCA
Zingiber officinale is the source of this 2047-nucleotide messenger RNA. RefSeq lists its product as uncharacterized. Bases 750 to 1961 code for a protein of 403 amino acids. The record is from RefSeq and is a predicted model, not a curated record. The transcript has 17 exons. NCBI's taxonomy places the organism in Eukaryota, Viridiplantae, Streptophyta, Magnoliopsida, Zingiberales, Zingiberaceae.